Messenger RNA from Alosa alosa (allis shad), 3843 nucleotides. Its product is annotated as inhibitory synaptic factor 2A. Gene Ontology annotation, biological process: inhibitory postsynaptic potential. The transcript is spliced from 4 exons. Gene Ontology annotation, cellular component: postsynaptic density. NCBI's taxonomy places the organism in Eukaryota, Metazoa, Chordata, Actinopteri, Clupeiformes, Clupeidae. Bases 87 to 1574 code for a protein of 495 amino acids. The record is from RefSeq and is a predicted model, not a curated record.
GUUUGGGACUCAGACAUGCACUGGCGCACGCUGGAAGCUCAGCUCAACCCUGCUUUCUCAUCACUGACAAGCGUACUGGAGAAACUAUGGUGAGCAAGGAGGCUGGGAAGUGCAUGCUCACCAACUCAGAGUCGGACUCUGAGACAGCCCCUUCUCUGGCCCUAGAGGUGAAGUCAACUCAGGACGCCAGCCGUCAGGUUCAGGUGCGCAAGCGCAACAAGGCCUUGCAGGUGCGCUUCAAGGACAUCUGCGAGGCACAGAAUGAGCAGGCAGCAGCUGCUGCAGCCGCGGCAGCAAAGGGAGGUAAGCCAGGGUCCUACAAGGUGCCCUACCGGAAAUACAUGACGGUCCCUGCCAGGCGCUCCAUCCCCAAUGUCACCAAAAGCACGGGUGUCCAGACCUCCCCAGACUUGCGCAAGCGAUACCAGACUUUCCCGUUUGAGAGGAAGAAGGGCCACACCAUCAAGCAUGCAGCAGCCGUGGAGCCUUUACGGGGUCAGGACAAUGGCUUUGUGAUUGAUGUGAAGCGGGCUAAGGGUGCCGAGUACCCCGCAGAGGCCGGGGCAGGGUCAUCGCGCAGCAGCAGUUGCGGGCGGACGGAGAAGACGCGCGCCCAGCUGCACACCUGCGUGGCCACGGUGGAGCACCACCCGCGGCGGGACGACUGCGCCGACGGGCCACUCUCCUCCGACUCCAUCCUGCUCAGCUGCUCGGCAGACGAGGGCGACACGGCGGCCAGCAUCAGCACGGACGAGGCCGCGGACUACCAGCUCUGUGGCGCCAAGAGUAAAAGCCACCGGAGCCUCCACCAGCACGAGCACGACAUCACAGCCUCUAAGAGGCUCAACUCAGAGGAGCCGGGCUCCAGUAGGGGCCAGUCGGACACGGGGUCGAAGGUCACAGGCCCCAUCGCCUGGAACUCCCUAACGCAGGUGGAGUGCCUGGAGAGCCCGUCGGCGCACAGCAAGCGGAAGAAAGGCUUGCAGCUGAACGGGCUGCAGUCGCAGACGCUGCCCCGCACCAGCUGCACCACGCAGGCGCAGUGCCACGCGGGCACCCUGUCUGCGCGGCCGCUGCGUGCCAUGGAGGAGGUGGUCAGGGACACCGCCGCGGCCUCCGCUGCGUCCGAGAGGAGGGCAGCCGGAGCAGCGGCCGCAGGCGGGGAGGCAUGCAAACAGAUUGUGCCCGUCAAUCCGGACGGGGACCUAAAAGCACAGCUUCAGACCAUGGAGACCAUGAUCAGCUCCAGUCAGGAAACCAUCAAAGUGCUGCUGGGCGUCAUUCAGGAGCUGGAGAAGGGCGAGGCCCACAGAGAGGGGCUCUCCUAUCGAACGGGACAGGACACGGCCAACUGCGACACGUGUCGGAACAGCGCAUGCAUUAUUUACAGUGUGGAGCUGGACUUCAAGCAGCAGGAGGACAAGCUGCAGCCGCUGAUGAAGCGCCUGUGCCCCACCGACGACUCGCCCUUCCCCUCCCUGCCUUACAGCCACGAAGCAUUCACCUCCACCCCCAAGCGCAAGGCCAAAGCCGAGGCCAAGAAGCACGGGCGCUGGAAACUCUGGUUCCUCUGACUCCACCCAGCACUCCGCACCCACCCCGACGCCCUCCAUGAGGACGAGGCCCCUGGGCCCCAAGCCCCGCUCACUCAUCAACUCUUCACUUGGAUCCAGACAGUAAACGAAUAUAUUUCAAAUAAGAAGUUAGAACCAGUGGUUCUGACAGCCAAUGACCCACGACUCUGCUCGGUCCGCACCCGGGAGUUCUCCACCUGGAGGUCAAAUGACAUGGGCUGCACUGAGCGCGGGACGGAGGGGGGGAGACUGUCACAGUGUUGCUGACAAUUGAUUUGUUUGCUUUUUUGGUCACGGUUCCCAAAAAGGAUUGAAUUUUAUUUUUGAACUAAUUUCCUGAUGUUGAGCGUGAAAUUACACCACGGCAACUUACUUGCAGAUCAGCAAGGUGAGAAGCAAAAUUGGAUUAACUUGAUCUCUUUUUUUUCUCAUGCGGUUCAUGCCUAUGGACUUACAAUUCGGUAAUUAUAGGCUACAAAUACCUCUUUUAAUUACUGUUUGAGCUUCAUUUGAAUGGGACAUUUCAUUACUCUCUUAUUGGAAGCAAGCAACAGGAGAUGGCUGAUCGAAAGGAGAGAGCAGUCUCAUUUUUCUUUUUUGAAUAAUCUACACUAACAGCAUAUCAGCAUAAUGACAAAGCACAAAUUUCAGAGUGGCUAGAGACAUGGUCCCUUAAGACUAAGGUAAGAAGAGUGAUCAUUCUGCAGAACAAGAAGAGGACUAAUGGAGGAGCCAUCACAAAUAUCAGGACAGAUGUGGAUUAUAUUUUGAUAACCUGAGACAGUGGUGGAGAAGAGGUUUUGACUGAUGGGAGUUUGUAGAUCUGGAUCUCUAGUACAUUUCACUUCAUCCACUGACUUUGAAAAGAAGAAAAUAUACAGAAUACACAACGAACACUUAUUUUUCUAGAUUCAUCUGUUAAAGCAUCUACGAAACGACAUGCUUUUCUAUAAACAUAUAUAAACUAUAUCUCACUUAUCAGAUUUAUUGGACUGUGAGGCUGCUGUCAAAUUGAUUACAUAUUUGGUAACAGCAAAUGAUUUUGAUACGAUUCUUAAUUUCACAUUCACUCAACUCUCAUAAUCUGUUUAUCUGAAGCCAUUAGGCAAAGAAAUGUUGACUUUAAAUGUACACAUUAUUUAAACUAAAGGGUUUGCCCAUGUUAAAUAUUUAAACCCACAGUAAACAACCUCUCAUGCACACGCUAUGCUAGUCAGUCAUCACACUGUCCGUUCACACACACACACAAAAAAUGUGCACUGAAAAAAGAAAACUUCUCCCACCAUCAGGGCAGAGUGUGCGAUGGACAACCAUCCACCAUUACACUCCAGAGGAAGUGACUGGUCAUGACUGUCCUUGCAGGGAUGCUAUAGUUUCCUGCUAUUCAAAACCACACACAGUGUGUUCACAAACAGCUGUCCAGACACCCACACACCCACACACACACACACCAGGUGAAUCAGGAAUGACUGUGUCCCGUUAGUAAAAAAAAAAAAAAGCUCAUGUUGGUGCCGUGUGCAAGCUGCUGCCUUGCAUGCUUUUUACAGACCAGUUGAAAUCCACUGAUUUUUUUUAGCUUUUCCAGCAAAUACAUAACAAGUAGCAAUUUAUAAAAUGUGAAAUCUAAAAUUAUUAAUAAUAUGAUUAAUAUUAUAAUUGUUGUUUAAAAAGCCUAGCAGCCCAUGUUGAUUUGUAAGAGCAAUGGCUAGAAAACUACAGAAAGAAAUUAGCUUGUUUGAUGUGAGGUGAUUUCUAUGUUGUACAGCGCAACAGGGCUAAUGACAUUUCAGAGUGAGAGAGCGAGAGAGGAGUAGUUUGAUAGGGAUCAACUGAACUCAACAGCUAGCAGAGAAUACUGUUCUAGUACACAAAGCCAAAAAGCACUGCCCCAUACAGGAAACCAUGCCAAAGUGUUGUUAAAAAAGGGCAUACUGAUCCAGUCUCUCCAGAUGAACACCACAACACAGACAUGGAGAUACAACACAGCUGGGUCCAGUUGGAGUUCCAGAUGACCUGCAGGCCAUCCGCCUGCCCUCUGCUUUCUGUUGGCUCCAUCUUAUUCUUUAUCACCUCCUAUCUUGUAUAUCAAGGGUUUCAAUUCUGGAAUAGUUUUACUGUAGCGUAAAAAAAGACAGAUAUAGAUGUUUCUCUGUACCUUAAAGAAGUGCAAUUGAUUUAUUAUGUGCAAUAUUGUGUAUUUUAUACUGUUUUUAAAAAAACAACAAACAAAAAGGCAUUUAAUAUACAAAAUAAAAGAUGAAAAUAGUGA